Lemur catta (Ring-tailed lemur) is the source of this 2176-nucleotide messenger RNA. It is a transcript of the gene DNAJB11, whose product is annotated as DnaJ heat shock protein family (Hsp40) member B11. Gene Ontology annotation, cellular component: endoplasmic reticulum. The transcript has 10 exons. The record is from RefSeq and is a predicted model, not a curated record. Bases 490 to 1794 code for a protein of 434 amino acids. Gene Ontology annotation, molecular function: misfolded protein binding. Gene Ontology annotation, biological process: protein folding; protein maturation. Lineage: Eukaryota; Metazoa; Chordata; Mammalia; Primates; Lemuridae.
AUAAAACCGAUACAAUUUUCUUACGGGGUUGUUAAGGGGAAUAAGAUAUCCUAGGCUAAGUGUCCGAUGUGCAGUAGGCGUGGAGUCACUUUCCCCGCCCAUUCCGCCUUCGUGCGUCCGCUGCCUCCUCCCGCUCGGAGCUCAAACUGAAUGAAAUUCCAAGACUUGUAACCAAGAUGAAACCUCCCUCCCGCAAUUGGUCGGUGCCGGGGAGGAGCCUCGUGAUUGGCGGAAAGUCCGGGGAGGCGGGCGAGGGGAGACCGGUACCUCGGGUGCCCUCACGUGGCACCACCCCUACCUUUCACGCAAUUUUCCCCGACUCCCGGGAGCUGGGCCGAGCGGACUCCUGCGGCGGCGCGACCCUCUGACGUUUCCUCUUCUAGUUGGCCGGAAGCUGCGGCUGCUGUUCCGAAGCCUGACUGGCUGCUUGCGCCGCCGCGGAGGUGAAGUGUACAGCGCCGAUUGGUUCCCAGGCGCCGGCCGCGUGUGAUGCCCCGGGUCGCGAUUGGCCGUCUCCUGCCGGGGGCUUCUCUCGCCGGGACUCGGGACUCCCGGGAAGUGGACCAGCAGGGGAGGGGGGGUAAGCUAGCUGUCUCUGCGGACCGAGUAGGAGACCCCCGGCGUGAGGCGGCCUCACUGGGCCGGGUGGGCUGGCGAGCCGACGCGGCGGCGGAGGCUGUGAGGAGUGCGUGGGACCCGGCCCGGGACAGAAGAGCCAUGGCCCCGCAGAACCUGAGCACCUUUUGCCUGUUGCUGUUGUACCUCAUCGGGGCCGUGAUCGCCGGGCGAGAUUUCUAUAAGAUCUUGGGGGUACCUCGCAGUGCCUCUAUAAAGGAUAUUAAAAAGGCCUAUAGAAAACUAGCCCUGCAGCUUCAUCCCGACCGGAACCCUGAUGAUCCACAAGCCCAGGAGAAAUUCCAGGAUCUAGGUGCUGCAUAUGAGGUUCUGUCAGAUAAUGAGAAACGGAAACAGUAUGAUACUUAUGGUGAGGAAGGAUUAAAAGAUGGUCAUCAGAGCUCCCAUGGAGACAUUUUUUCACACUUCUUUGGAGAUUUUGGUUUCAUGUUUGGAGGGAACCCUCGUCAGCAAGACAGAAAUAUUCCGAGAGGAAGUGACAUUAUUGUAGAUCUAGAAGUCACUUUGGAAGAAGUAUAUGCAGGAAAUUUUGUGGAAGUAGUUAGAAACAAACCUGUGGCAAGGCAGGCUCCAGGCAAACGGAAAUGCAAUUGUCGACAAGAGAUGCGGACCACCCAGCUGGGCCCUGGGCGCUUCCAGAUGACCCAGGAGGUUGUCUGCGAUGAAUGCCCUAAUGUCAAACUAGUGAAUGAAGAACGAACGCUAGAGGUAGAAAUAGAACCUGGGGUGAGAGACGGCAUGGAGUACCCGUUUAUUGGAGAAGGUGAGCCUCAUGUGGAUGGGGAGCCUGGAGAUUUACGGUUCCGAAUCAAAGUUGUCAAGCACCCAAUAUUUGAAAGGAGAGGAGAUGAUUUGUACACAAAUGUGACAAUCUCACUAGUUGAGUCUCUGGUUGGCUUUGAGAUGGACAUUAUUCACUUGGAUGGUCACAAGGUACGUAUUUCCCGGGAUAAGAUCACCAGGCCGGGAGCAAAGCUAUGGAAGAAGGGGGAAGGGCUCCCCAGCUUUGACAACAACAACAUCAAGGGCUCUUUGAUAAUCACUUUUGAUGUGGAUUUUCCAAAAGAACAGUUAACAGAGGAAGCAAGAGAAGGUAUCAAACAGCUACUGAAACAAGGAUCAGUGCAGAAGGUAUACAAUGGACUGCAAGGAUAUUAAAAGUGAAUAAAAUUGGACUUUGUUUAAAAUCAGUGAAUCAGCGAUAUUUAUUAUCUGCAGGGCUUUUUGUGUUUUUGUUUUUAUUUUCAAUAUGCAAGUUUGGUUUAAUUUUUUUUCUAAUGAUCGUCAUGAAAUGAAUAAGAGGGCUUAAGAAUUUGCCCAUUGCAUUCAGAAAAGAAUGACCAGCAAAAGGUUUACUAAUACCUCUCCCUUUGGGGAUUUAAUGUCUGGUGCUGCCACCUGAGUUUCAAGAAUUAAAGCUGCAAGAGGACUCCAGGAGCAAAAGAAACACAACAUAGAGGGUUGGAGUUAAUUGUUAACUAUCUCAUUCAAAAUGCCAACUGGAGAAGUCUGUUUUUAAAUACAUUUUGUUGUUAUUUUU